AGAGAGAGAGAGAGGUUGAUGGAGGGACGAGGGCCACUCAAUCUCUAGAUAAGGAGAGCUAGGGUUCCUCCUCGAUUGGGUUUCCAAUGGCCGAGUCGUCGACGCGGGCGGGGUGGGAGGCGUUGUUUGAUGUCGAGGAGUUACCCUGGGAGGUGAAUGGUGCUGGGGUGUAUGAUCUUGUUCAUGGUGGGAACCUUGCGUUCAGGGAGAAGCGAUUCGAGGAUGCAAUAAAAUGCUACUCAAAAGCGCAACUUCUUGAACCAGGAAAUCCUAUCAUUCUAAGCAAUCGAUGUUCUGCUUUCUGUAGGAUCAGCCAGUUUCUCCGAGACCGGUCUGCACUAGAAUCUGAAUGCCAACCAUUAAAUGGGCUUGAUCCUACAACGCAUGCUGAGCUUGCUUUAAAGGAUGCUGAAAGAGUUAUUAGUUUAAGAAUGAACUCACCAAAAUCAUAUUUUUUGAAGACCAGUGCUCUAAUUCUGCUGGAGCGAUAUGAAGAGGCACAUGAAGCAGUUCUUUCAGGACUUCAGGUUGAUCCUUUUAGCCACCACCUUGAAUCCUGUCUCAGGGAUUUGGGGAGAAUUUCAGCUGGUUCUGUUAAAAGGGCAAAACAAUGGAAACCUCAGCUGACUGAUGACUUUGAAUGUACACUAUGUCUAAAGUUGUUAUAUGAACCUGUUACUACUCCCUGUGGGCAUUCUUUUUGCCGAUCUUGUCUUCUUCAGUCUAUGGACCAUGGAAAUAAGUGCCCUAUGUGCCGGACGGUCCUAUUUAUCGGUCCUAAAACAUAUCCGAUAAGCGUGACAUUGAACAACAUAAUACAGAAAACUUUUCCAGUGGAACAUGCUGAGAGGAAAUCUGAGCAACAAAGUUUGUCUCAUUUGGAUGUUGAUAUAAUGCCCCUUUUCGUCAUGGAUGUUGUCCUUCCAUGUCAAAAGUUAUCACUUAAUAUAUUUGAACCUCGCUACAGACUAAUGGUGAGGAGAAUAAUGGAAGGAAAUCAUCGGAUGGGCAUGGUGGGAGUUGAUCCUGCGACUGGUUCAAUUUCUAAUUAUGCUUGUGAAGUAGAAGUUUCCGAGUGUGAACCACUUCCAGAUGGACGUUUUUAUUUGGAGGUAGAAGGGCGCAGGCGGUUUCGUAUUUCACGGUCUUGGGAUCAAGAUGGGUAUCGCGUUGCUGAAGUUGAUUGGAUUCAAGACAUACAGACAACAGUAGGGACUCGAGAGAGGCACGACUUGCAGCAAGUGGCUAGUGCAGCUGCAGAUUUGGCCCGGUCAUUAAUAAGACACGCAAAAGAAGCUGCAAGAAGUGGUAGGAGAUCAAGGCGGUUAGAACUUCUUCAAGCUGAAGGAAUGCCUGGACUGCAAGAUCUCGAGCGAUUUAGCUUUUGGCUUGUUAGCCACUUGAACUUGAGACCAUCCGAGAAGCUAGAGCUAAUUCGCAUGCGAGAUACACAUGAGAGGAUAUCGCGCGGAUUUAUAUUUCUGCGAGCCGAAGGAGAAAACUGCCGAGUCCAAUGAAUUGGUAACUUAUAUUUUCAGAUACACAUCUACAUUCAUUCUUUAUUUGUUUUACAUGAGUUAUAUAUAUAUAUAUAUAUAAAUUCUUUUGAAUCAAGCUAAUCAAAGGAAAGUCACUGGCGUUACUCUGCCAUUGCUAACUGUAAGAACAGAAUGAAAGCUCCAAAUUUUAAUCAAUGGAAGAGCACAUAUUUUUAUA
Molecule: messenger RNA, 1716 nt
Organism: Dioscorea cayenensis subsp. rotundata (Guinea yam)
Lineage: Eukaryota; Viridiplantae; Streptophyta; Magnoliopsida; Dioscoreales; Dioscoreaceae
Product: LON peptidase N-terminal domain and RING finger protein 1-like
Exons: 18
Coding region: 87-1517 (476 amino acids)
Molecular function (GO): protein binding
Source: RefSeq, a predicted model, not a curated record